Microdochium trichocladiopsis is the source of this 2006-nucleotide messenger RNA. RefSeq names its product dynactin p62 family-domain-containing protein. Gene Ontology annotation, cellular component: dynactin complex. The record is from RefSeq and is a predicted model, not a curated record. The coding region runs from base 173 to 1879 and encodes 568 amino acids. The transcript is spliced from 2 exons. NCBI's taxonomy places the organism in Eukaryota, Fungi, Ascomycota, Sordariomycetes, Xylariales, Microdochiaceae.
GCCGACAUCAGGCUCUCAUGCUCUAAUCGACGACAACGACACGCGCAAGACGAAGGCUCUCCUGAAUCGACACACCGGAAUGUCCUGUAACCGCUCUGAACUCCCUGAGAUCACCGAUGCUCUGCGGCAUUAGAGCGACUACGCGACCUGCCAUGUAGAAGAAGCCACCACGAUGGCGUCCUUCACACCAUAUACCUACAUACAAUGCCCUUGCUAUGAUGCAAACGGGAAUGGACAUACUGGCGAGGACCAAGCCGAAAACGCCACGGACGGUGGCCAUAUCGAUGAUGAUGCGGACGAAAACACAUUCGAUCCACGUUCGCCAAGAUCCGGUUAUAGCUUGUUCCCCCUCGAACAUCUGCUGUACUGCGACGUUUGCCAGCAGAUUCGAUGCCCGCGCUGCGUGGCUGAGGAGCUAGUCAAUAUCUAUUGCCCUAAUUGUCUGUUCGAGGUAGCCACGAGCAGUUUGAAGACAGAAGGCAAUCGAUGCACCCGAAGCUGCUUUCAGUGUCCUAUCUGUAUUGGGCCGCUUUCUGUGCAGGCUCUUGAGACCGCUCCUGAUCCGGGCCUUCUUCAAGCAGAGAACCCGGCCGCCCAGCCCACUUCUGGGCCAUGGAUAUUAACCUGCUCCUACUGUCAUUGGACAUCCACAGAAAUCGGCGUCCAAUUUGAUAAGCCGCAGGGCAUAUCAGCACAACUUGCCAAACUUCGUAAUGGCGACGACGUGAACAGACAGCUCUAUGGUAGUCCUGUUGGCGAUAUGUCGCCGCUCAAGAGUGACGCGGUACCCGAUGCGACUAAGUCGCGGUUCGCGACAUUGAAAUCAUUCUAUCAGUCCCAGCUAGCCGAGUCAACAUCCGGUGGCGCUGUGGCAGGGCUUGGGGAAUACGGGUAUAGCUCACCAGCCGCACUGUCUCGUAUAAUGAACAUCUACUCUGGCAACCUUGGAGGCCUGAAGCCUAAGGGCCGGGCGCCGGUGAUGCGGGAGGCUGACACUCCUGCCGAGGGUCUCCGGUUGAGUGACCUCGACGAGACGGCUGCGCAAGCAAAACUACGUAGUGGGGGCUAUGAUGGGAGUGUCACGAUAGAGCAGGCCAAGGCGCAAGUCGAAGAAGGCGCUCGGUUUGCAGAUGAGCUCUGGCCGAUCCCAUACCUGCUCCGCUCGAAACGAUCCAAGCGGUGCCCCGUUUGCAGGCACAUCAUCAGCAAGCCCGAAUCGAAAGUUGGUAACACCCGCUGGCGAAUCAGGCUUGUGGCGAACAACUACAUCCCCUCCAUCUCGAUACGACCUCUCAGCCCUCCAGCUCCAGCUGCAUCAUUGCUGAAACCACUCAACCCCGUCCAGUUCCUGCUCACCUUUAAGAACCCAAUCUUUGAAGACGUCAAGGUCACGCUUGCUACUCCAGCGGUCACGCCAGGACGUUUUGCAUCACGCGUGACGAUCUUGUGCCCGCAGUUCUCGCUGGAUGCCAACACAGACACCGACAUGUACCUGGAGGAUGUUCUUAAGGAUGGCGGCAGCAAGGAGCGCCAACGGCGCCAGCCGGGUGAGGACGGGAUGCAGCAGGCCGAGGCGGGCAAGGUAUGGGAGCGCGGCCGGAACUGGGUCAGCAUUGUGGUGGAGGUGGUGCCUGCGUCUCUACGCAAUGAGCCGCCGCCUGCCCUUCUGCACAAAGACGGAGACCCCGAGCCGGAUCUCAGUCCACUCAAGGAGAACGAGGACAUCUUGGAAAUUCCCCUGUUCGUGCAUCUCGAGUGGGAGGGCGAGGUGUCUCAAGACCAAGUCGGCACAGCCAUUGGCAAGGAGAAAGAUGCAAAGGAGAAGAAGGAGCUGGCUUAUUGGUCGGUGCUUGGUCUGGGCAGGAUCGAGCAGGCUUGAGAAUGGGAAAAAUAGAGACGCGGACAUGACUGGCUAGAUUUGUUUCGGAGCAUCAUAGAAUACCUUGCGGAUACCCAAAAGCAUAAGCAUGAGAUGGAAUAUUUAUCAGUUUCUGCGAGGUUUGGGC